AGUCUUCCAGAGUGGAGUAAAGAAUGGCUCUUGAACAUCCACAAGGCACCUGCAAGGGACUGGUGUUAUUCAAGGAUGUGUCUAUAGACUUUUCUCAGGAGUGGGAAUGCCUGGAUUCUGAUCAGAGGGAUUUGUACAGAAAUGUGAUUUUGGAAAACUAUAACAACCUGGUCUCAGUUGACUGUGGAUCUAGGCCUGAAACCAAGAAAUUAUCUCUGAAGAAGGAAAUUUAUGAAAUAGAAUAACCCCAAUGGUUUAUACUGGGACAUCUUACAAAACAUGGACUUGAGUGUUCCUGUUACAGAGAUGAUUGGGAAUGUGAAAGAAAGACUGAGAAAAAACAAAGAUCUCAUGAAAAAAAAUUUAAUCAAGUUAUUUUCAACUAUGAAAAUGUACACACCUUCAGUCAGCACACAUCUUUUACUCUAUAUCAAAAACUUUAUAUUGAAGAGAAAGCCUGUGAAUGCAGGGACUAUGAGAAAGGUUUGGUGCAUGACUUUCAACUAACUGCACAUCAGAGAAUUGAUACUGGCAAGAAAUUCAGUAACUAUAAGGAAUAUGGGAAGGCCAUUAGUAGAGGUUCAGAACAUACUCAGCAUCAGAGCAUGCUUCCUGGUGAAACCUAUGAACAUAAGGAAUGUGGUGGGGCCUUAGACAGUGUACAACAUUAGAGCAUCCAUACUGAGGAGAAAAUCUAUGAGUGUAAAGAAUGUGGAAAAGCCUUUAGUACUGGUUCAAUAUUUAAAUCGCAUCAGAGAAUUCACACGUGAGAAACCCUGUCUAGCUAAAGAAGGUGGGAAGGUUUUUCAUCAUUCCUCAGACCCGUAUAUUCACCAGAGACUUCACAGCAGUGAGAAACCUUAUCAAUGUAAGUUAUGUGGAAAAGCCUUUAGUAGUAAAUCAGCCAUUAUUUUACAUCAGAGAAUUCACACUGGUGAGAAACCUUAUCUAUGUAAAGAAUGUGGUAAAGCUCUUCAUUAUUCCUCAGAUCUUAAAAGACAUCAAAGAAUCCAUACUGGUGAAAAACCCUAUGAAUGUAAGGAGUGUGGCAAGGCCUUUAAGAGUGCAUCAUAUUUUUUAAUACCUCAUAGAAUUCAAACUGAUGAGAAGCCCUAUGAAUGUAAAAAUUGUCCUAAGGCAUUUAGAAGUAGUUCAGCCCUUAAUCGACAUCAGAAAGUUCAUACUGGUGAAAAACCCUGGGUAUGUAAGGAUUGUGGAAAAGCCUUUUGUAGCAGUUCAAAACUUAUAGAACAUCAGAGAAUUCACACAGGUGAGAAGCCCUAUGUUUGUAUGGCAUGCGGAAAGACCUUUUGUAACAUUUCUAUACUUACAGAACAGAGAAUUCACACUGGUGAGAAACCAUGUGUGUGUAAAGAAUGUGGAAAGGCUUUUUAUCACCCUUCAGGCCUUAGCCAACAUUGGGGAAUUCAUAUAGAUGAGAAACCCUAUGAAUGCAAGGAAUGUGGGAAAACCUUUAGCAGUAGCUCAGCCGUUAUCCGGCAUCAGAGAAUUCAUACCGGUGAGAAACCCUUUGAAUGUAAGGAACGUAGAAAGGCCUUUCAUCGUUCCUCAGAUCUUUCUCAACAGAGAAUUCAUGGUGAGAAACUCUAUGAAUGCAAUGAAUGUGGGAAGGUUUUUGUACGUAGUUCAAAUCUUAAUCAACAUCAGAAAGGUCAUGCUGGUAAGAAACUGAAAGGUAUCUGUGGGGAAAGGCAUUCAAGUAUGGAUAUUUACCUAAUUUGAGAUAGGACUUCAUGCUGAUGAGAUAUCCCAUAAUUAAUACAAAGAGACUUUUAUUUGCUUUUCACAACCUAAAUGCAUAAGAAUACAGUAAAUGUCAGAAGACCAUCAACAGUUCAUUCCUUACUUAAUAUCAGAAUUUAUAACUGUGAAUGAGAAAAAUAAAAACUUAUUUUGUGCCAGAUCAACCCUAAACAACAGAGAACUUAUUAAGGAAUAACCGUGGGAUUUCAUUUUAUUUUUCCUAAUUUAAUUCUAAGGUAUUUUGUCCUAUGUAUAUUUACUGAUCAUUAAAAUUAAUUAUUUACCAGCCAAUAUUAAUUAAGUUAAUUUUUAGUUGUGCAUUACAGUUCUGAGUUGACUUCUUUUUCUCCAAGA
Mesoplodon densirostris (Blainville's beaked whale) is the source of this 2118-nucleotide messenger RNA. Its product is annotated as zinc finger protein 345-like. NCBI's taxonomy places the organism in Eukaryota, Metazoa, Chordata, Mammalia, Artiodactyla, Ziphiidae. The record is from RefSeq and is a predicted model, not a curated record.